AUGGCAUUUUACGGAUGUGGAGGAUCGAUUCGCUAUAACGUGUACCCAGAAAGUGACGAUGAGGCUGAGGAACGUGUUCAUAGUGGUGAUGUGAGAAGGGGGUGUGGAAUCGUUCGUGGUGAUGGUUCAAUGUACAAAGGGAAAAGCUUCUACAAUGGAAUCGCUUUUAAGGAGUGUGUUCUCGACUACGCACUGGUAAGCGGGUGUAACCUGAAGCAAUACAGGUACGAUAGGGAUAGAAUAGGUUUUAAGUGUAUUAGUGCUAAGGGGAAAUAUAUGUGGAAAGUGUAUGCCGCAUCUCUUCACAAUGACUCAAUGUGGAUGAUUACCCUCUACACGAACAAACAUAUUUGUGUACCUAUUGGAGAGUGUGAUAUGUUUAAGACCCCAGUCAUAGCUAGGUUGUUUCUUGAUAAGAUAAGAGAAGAACCAGAAUAUUACAUGCCUUUGAAGAUGGAGCAGACUAUAAUGGAGAAGUGGAAGAUAUCAGUUACUAGGGGUCAAUGUCAAGCUGCUAGGAGAAAGGCUUUGGGAUGGAUAGAGCUUGAAUAUGACACUCUAAGAACAUGGAAAAAAUCAUGCAGACCACUGAUAGGAGUUGAUGGUUGUUUCAAGAAAGAAAAGAUCAAGGGACAGUUGCUGGUUGCUUUAGGAAGAGAUGCUGACAAUGCUAUUUACCCAACAGCUUGGUGUGUUGUUCAAGUUGAGAACACAGAUAAUUGGUCAUGGUUUGUGAAUAGGCUGAAGAUUGACUUGGAGUUAGGUGAUGGGGAUGGUUACAUUAUGGUGUCUGAUCGACAAAAGGGGUUGAUUAAGGCUGUUGAGUUGGAGUUACCAAAGAUAGAGCAUCGAAAAUGUGUUAGGCACAUUUAUGGUAACCUAAAGAAGAAUCAUCUGAAUAAGAACUGGCUGAAGAAACUCCUCUGGGAUCUGGCUUGGUGCUACAAUAGUAAAUAUUACGAAGAGAGCUUGAAGAGGAUCCAUGCAUACAAUAGUAAAUUAUAUGAAGAUGUUAUGAAGACUAAACCAAAGACUUGGUGUAGGGCGUUCCACAAGAUUGGCAGCUACUGUGAGGAUGUUGAAAACAACUAUGUGGAGUCCUUCAAUAAUACAAUCAACAAGGCAAGAGAGAAACCAGUUGUGGCCAUGUUGGAAGUUGUAUGA
Messenger RNA from Camelina sativa (false flax), 1164 nucleotides. NCBI's taxonomy places the organism in Eukaryota, Viridiplantae, Streptophyta, Magnoliopsida, Brassicales, Brassicaceae. The record is from RefSeq and is a predicted model, not a curated record.